AUGAAAAUCGGCAAGCAUCGUAACGUGGUCCAGCUCAUCGGGAUCAUAACACGAGGUUUAUCUAUUGUAAUGGAAUACUGUGAAUAUGGAUGUUUGCUCACCCAUCUUCGCAAAGAAACUAUGUUCCCUGUGUGUUCGGCCAAGCUGUGCAAGAACGAUGAUUCACCGUCAUCACAAGGGGAAAUCAACGAAAUGACUGGUUUCGCGUACCAUGUGGCACGCGGCCUGGAAUUUCUCUUCAACGGGCAUGUUGUGCACGGUGACCUUGCCGCUCGCAACAUACUACUGGAUAAAAAUAAACAAGCGAAGAUUGCCGACUUUGGGCAUGCCCGAUUUGAAACCGAUGCUGAUUCGUUGAUGCUAGAGAAUCACACCAUCGUUCCCGCGUGUUGGAUGGCGCCCGAAGUGCUGAUUGGGACAUGGACAGUGAGCACCUGCAGAAGCGACAUUUGGUCCUUCGCUGUUCUGCUGUGGGAGAUUUUCACGUUAGGCGCCGAUCCGCAUGAACAUUUUGGUAUCGACGUGGACGGUAUUUCGACAGGUGCAUUAGCUGAAUACCUGCAAGCCGGCUACCGACUGCGGCCACCUAUUCUGCUUCCGGAGCAAUUAAAACCCAUAAUCAACAGCUGCUGGGAAUUUCAGCCGGAAAAUCGGCCCUCUUGCCAAGAAAUAAUUGCUUCCCUGGCGGCGUUACUGCCACCGGAAUUUAUGGAAAUCUACAUCUCGUGCGGCGAGGAGUGCAGCACAAAGCUGUAG
Paramacrobiotus metropolitanus is the source of this 756-nucleotide messenger RNA. Its product is annotated as fibroblast growth factor receptor-like. The transcript is spliced from 4 exons. Bases 1 to 756 code for a protein of 251 amino acids. The record is from RefSeq and is a predicted model, not a curated record. Gene Ontology annotation, cellular component: signaling receptor complex. Gene Ontology annotation, molecular function: ATP binding; transmembrane receptor protein tyrosine kinase activity. Lineage: Eukaryota; Metazoa; Tardigrada; Eutardigrada; Parachela; Macrobiotidae. Gene Ontology annotation, biological process: positive regulation of kinase activity; cell surface receptor protein tyrosine kinase signaling pathway; multicellular organism development.